CUUGAAAUGUUCUAGCAUAUAAUUGCGAUAUUUUCUUUCGAUAUCGAAAAGUGUUCCAUUAGAGGUUCUUUUGAUAUUUGGGAAUGAAGAUUCUGAAAAACACUUGUGCUCGCUGAAGGUAGUACGAGUACAUAUAUAGCUCACAUAUAUAGCUUAGGACCAGAGUCUCUAGAAUUGGGAAAGCGGACCCAAGUGAACACUUUCAGAAUGCUACUUCUCAUUGCGUUGUGUUCAUUGCUGGCUUUCCAAGUUGUUGGAGCGGACUAUGAUUGCUCUUUGGGCUAUAGAAAAUUCAAAGGCAAAUGUUAUGAUUGUCCUUACAACAACUUAGAAUGCAACCGACCCUCCGAAUCUGUGAUCUAUAAAAAUGGCGUGAUUUAUACUGUUGAUAAAACCGAUCCUUAUUGGCACAUGUAUCCAAAAGAGGCUAUGGUUGUCGCUAAAGGUAAGAUUACAUUCGUUGGGUCAAACGUGGAGGCUAUGAAGCAUAACAAGCCAAAAAAAUCUCGUAUCGUUGAUCUGAAAUGGAAGACGAUCCUGCCAGGGUUUCAUGAUCCCCAUAUGCACCCCCUUGAGGCCAACCAUAAGGCCGCUGGAACUUGCGAAUUGCAACGGGAUACCAAGCCUGAGGACCAAUUGCAUGUGUUUGAAGAGGGUUGUUUUCACAAUCAAAAGGGCACAAAUUGGACAUUAGGUUGGGGACAUUCUGUUUAUACGUUGCUCGAAUACGUGGCUGAUAAUCCGGGCAAAAACCCCAAGGAUCUUUUGGACCCCUUAAUCGUAGACGAUCUAGGAAAUGCUAUCCCUGCCGUCAUGAUGGAGUUCACGUCGCAUUCCGUUUGGGUCAACUCCAAAGCUUUGGAAUUGGCUGGCGUGACCAAAGAUACCAAGAACGAAAAUGGAAAUAUCUACAUGAAAAACCCGAACACCGGAGAACCAAAUGGGAUUGUUCUUGAAAAUGCUGGCAUUGAAAUGUUUGAAAAGGCCCUGGAUCCAAAAAUGUAUCCGAAUUUGCGACAAAUGAACUAUGAUGCUGCUCUGGCUUCACUUUUCGUUUUGGCCAAACAUGGAAUCACAUCAGCCGUGGAUGCCAGAAACUAUUGGAAACGAGAGCACGACAAGGCCUGGGAAAAAGUGGAGGCCGAGGGUAAACUCACCGCCAAGAUGAUCUUGAGUAUGUGGGCCUAUCCAGCCAUGAAUGACACGGAGCAGAUUGCCAAGCUCAAAAGCUUCUUCCAACGGAACCCAGCCAAGCGGCUGAAAAAGUCUCAAAUCAAAGUCUACAUGGACGGCAUCCUUCCCACUAGAACAGCCAAAGUUUUGGAGCCAUAUGUGAGGAAAGAUCCCGAUCUCCAAAUUGGAGAUCACGGCAUGAACUAUUUCACAGAGAAUCGCUUAUUUGAGUACUUGUCUCAACUGCAAAAUUUGAACGGAGGCGAGGGAUACGAUUUCAUCAUCCAUCAAGUGGGAGAUGGUGCUGGGCGAGAGGCUCUCAAUGCUAUUGAAGAUGCCAAACCUGAUGCCACCGUUGAAACCCGCCACAAGUUGACCCAUGUCGAGCUUUUGAAUACGAAAGACAUUCCACGGUUCAAGACUUUGGGAGUCAUUGCUGAUGGACAAGUUGCCGGGACUUUCACUAUGCCAGGUUCACCCGGUCACAAGGAACUAGAAAGCUUUGUGGGUAAGGCCAAGGCUCAUGACACGAUUCCAUUAAAGAGUUUGGUGGAUUCCGGAGCCAAAGUCACCAUGAGUAGCGAUUACGACGUCUCAGAUGUGAACCCAUUUAACGGUUUGGCCAAUGCCCUCCAACGAUCCGAUCAAUCCAUUGACUUAAAGACUGCUGUUGAGUUGUACACGAUCAAUGGGGCCUUUUCCAUGAGGCAAGAAGAUAGAACGGGAUCCUUGGAAGUAGGAAAGGAUGCAGAUUUCGUCGUCGUGGACAAGGACAUCUUCAAUUUGGAGUAUCAAGGACGUUACAACGAAAUCAGAAAAACUAAAGUUCUGCUCACAGUUUUGGAAGGAGAGGACAUUUGGAAAACGAAUCAAAAGCUUUAAACGAUCGAACAAGAAUCACGAUAUUCCUUUUUUUGUCUGAACGUAUCCACGUAAAAUGAUGGGGCCAUUCAUUAUCAAAGAAGCAAAAAAUGUGUUACAUGAAACGCUGGCUUAUUUCAAAAUGCAAAUAGACAAGGCUAUCAAUAAAGAUCAAUGACGUAA
This is a messenger RNA of Tigriopus californicus, 2217 nucleotides long. Its product is annotated as putative amidohydrolase YtcJ. The record is from RefSeq and is a predicted model, not a curated record. The transcript is spliced from 4 exons. The coding region runs from base 208 to 2055 and encodes 615 amino acids. NCBI's taxonomy places the organism in Eukaryota, Metazoa, Arthropoda, Copepoda, Harpacticoida, Harpacticidae. Gene Ontology annotation, molecular function: hydrolase activity, acting on carbon-nitrogen (but not peptide) bonds.